AUGAGCUAUUACCAAAUUACAUUGCUGCUGAUUAUAGCAGCGCUGCUGACGGCUAACGCACAACCCUUUGGCGGAGUGGGCGGUAUUGGCGGCGCAGCAGGCUUGGGCGGAUUCGGCAGCUAUCGCGAGACUGUUAGAGUGCGAGGACGCGGCUUUGGUGCUGGCGGUUUUAAAGGCGGAUUUGCACCCGGCUUGGGCGGAUUUGGAGCUGGCGGUUUCGGCGGCGGCGGCUUUCGUGCACGCUACGAUAAGAGAAUAAGCGGUGGUGGCUUUGGCGCACUCGGCGGCUUGGGCGGUGCUGCGCUGCUGGGUUAA
Messenger RNA from Drosophila busckii, 315 nucleotides. Its product is annotated as keratin, type II cytoskeletal 2 epidermal-like. NCBI's taxonomy places the organism in Eukaryota, Metazoa, Arthropoda, Insecta, Diptera, Drosophilidae. The record is from RefSeq and is a predicted model, not a curated record. The transcript has a single exon. The coding region runs from base 1 to 315 and encodes 104 amino acids.